UGACAGUUGACGCCAAAUAUUUGGUACUUGUUUGACGCAGUUGAUUGUCAAUUUUAUUCAAUUGUUGCCAAAAUUAUUUACGCAAUAUUUUGGUAAUGAUUAUAUUCUUUCUGUUGUUAGAUUUCAGUACCCUCCAAAUAUUUUAUUUACUUUAGGCUCGUUGAAGAAUUACGUUAAAAUGUCGAUGGCUGUGCAGCCCUACCUUGGUAUAGACCAACAUUUCGACCCUGCCUGGAUGGAGAGGAUUGUUUUGGAACUUUCUGAUGCAUUUGAGAUCCGCGUCUCAUGGGACCGCGAGACGGCCUUGGUAGUAGGUGUGUGUGCGGUAGCUGGUGGCAUUGUGGGGCAUUAUGCGGGAGGCCGUCUGGGAGCUGCUGUUGGAGCAGGAAUCGCUAGUGCUACUGGCCUAGGUGUUGCUUCCCUGGUGUCCCUGAGAGAAAUUUGGGCGUCGGUGAAGCACAAGCUUCAGGAACUGUUGUACAUUGUGUUCAACUGUUUACGACGGCUGGACCCAAUAGACUAUGUUCAUGCCUUUGAGAUUCUCAUGGCGUGUGGGAGUACUCGACGAGAGCUGGUCUACGCUAUCUUAGACUUCAUCGCAACCAAGCUCGGCCGAGAGGUUGUGUCUAGUAUCACAGCAGGUUAGACCACAACACAUGUUAGAGCUCAAGCAAAGGGUUGUAAAUAGUUGUUAUCCCAGAAAGUGAAAAUACUUUAUGAAACCUUCAAUUCCUCUUUUGUUUGUAGGUAAUAUUAUGAUGUUAACACCACAUCUAUGGAGAAAUUAUAAUACAAGUGUGCCUUAUUAGCUAGACAUUCAUAGAGCAAUAUGGGCCUAUGAUGGACUGGAGGGGAAUAGCCACAGGGUUAUUUCUCAAUACAUGCAAACUAGUUGCACAAAUGUGCAUACAUUUUGACAAAGGGGAAAGCCUGCAUAUGACUUAUCCUUUUCCCUUCUUGUUCCACGUAGAAUUGACAUUAGUCGUACAUAAAACUUGUCCACAUACAAUAAAAAAUCUAUGCACAAAUUCUUGCUUAUAUUUUGGAAGAGAUUUUUUAAUCAGAUUUGGAAAUUCGAUACUUGGUUUUUAUUUUCGGACGAUUAUACAGUGUCACACUGUGUGAAAUAUAAAGAUAAUCUUUUUUAUUAAUUAUAGAUCAGCUUUCACUCAUUGAUGGUGGUAAACUUAGAACAUAUCUAAUAAGUAGGGAUAUCUUAUGAUCUUGAAGAGGCUUCUGUUAGGUUUCACAAGACUUUCUUGUAACUAUUUUAUUUUAUAAUGUGAUUAGAGGUUGUGUUACAGACUUGAAAUCUGAAAUCAAAUUUGUUUAUUAAUUUUAUAUCAAUUAGUGAGUAACAUUGUUAUAUACUUUUAUUUUUACUUUGCUUUUUGCUCAAUUUGUAUUAGUUCUAAAAUAAUUCAUAUUCAUGACAUGAGUGUUUAUAUAUAAUACUGAUUUUUAUUUUGUCUGUAACAAAUAAAGGGUCGAACAAAAUCAAACACAUUUUUUUAUUGUUUUCAAUGUAGUACAGAGUUAGAGACAUUUUCUCAUAUUGAAUUCAGAAAAGUAUAAUGAAAGACAAGAAGAUGUUUAAAACAUUUUAUUCAGUGCACCAUCAAAAAUACAUGAACAAAUGCAGACUAUCACAAUCUAUCAGGUUAACAUUCGAGUACGGCACUCGACAGGUGCCUCUAUCACUGGUGGCCUCUGCUAGCAAUUACAUUAACAGUUUGUUCAUUUCAUAAAUAAAACCUAACCAGCAAUAUAAAAAUAUCGUAAAGGCGUUUUAAACGCAUUUUUAUUGUAAAGAAGUUAUUUUAUCCGCAAUAUGGCGCUGGUUUUUAUAUUUCUGGCGUGGGUUUAUUUGUCAUGGCUACUCUAGUAGGAAUGCUUCAUAAUUAGUGACCUAGUGAACGCGGUGCAACGUGGCGUACCGUCCCGUACGCUUUAAGUACAUAAAUAAACGCAUUUUGACUUAAAUAUUACUCUCACUAGUACUAAAAUAUUCUAAGAAUAAACUCCAAUUAGUAUACUAAAAGAUCUUCACAAGGAACAUUAUUACUAAAUGUAAAUUACAAUACUUCCGAAACCCGUCGAAUUAGUAAAACUAAAAUAAAUAAAUAAGUUAUAGGUCGGUGUCACCAAAAAUGUUGUCAUGAAUUGGACAGAUUAUUAAAACUUAUCAUAAAAUUUAUUCCAUUCAUUUUUGGUGGAAGUAAAUGGAAAUAUUUCCUUUCUCAAAUAGGUUUUCCAAACAUUUUUAUAUAAUUAUUGUUUACAGGAACAUUGUAUGUCAUACAUACUACAUGCAGUUCUUAUUUAUAGACAACAAAACACUGGGGUGCUUUUAUCAUUUCUCAAUAAAUCGCAAAGCUUUAGCUAUCACAAGAGCUGCUACUAACGUUAGAUUUGUACGUAAAACUGUGCUCUUAUAUAGAUGAGGAUAUUUAUUGUAGCAAAAUUAAGCUUGUUUCCUAUUUUGUAUCUCAAACACAACCAAAACGGGUCUAUGUCUCACUCGAAAUAAAUAUUGACAUGGAAUUGUA
Molecule: messenger RNA, 2549 nt
Organism: Pectinophora gossypiella (pink bollworm)
Lineage: Eukaryota; Metazoa; Arthropoda; Insecta; Lepidoptera; Gelechiidae
Exons: 3
Coding region: 179-646 (155 amino acids)
Source: RefSeq, a predicted model, not a curated record